AUGUCGAAUUUGUACGGGGAUUAUAACCAAAAGAUUGAUUACGUGUUCAAGGUGGUGUUGAUUGGGGACUCCGCAGUCGGCAAAACCCAACUUCUUGCACGUUUUGCAAGGAACGAAUUCAGCUUCGAUUCAAAGGCAACCAUUGGGGUUGAGUUUCAGACUAAAACACUCAUCAUUGAUAACAAGACCAUCAAGUCUCAGAUUUGGGACACCGCUGGCCAAGAAAGGUACAGAGCAGUUACAAGUGCAUACUAUCGAGGUGCUGUAGGUGCAAUUUUAGUUUAUGACAUGACUAAGCGUCAGUCGUUUGACCACAUGGUAAGGUGGUUGGAAGAGUUGCGAAGCCAUGCUGACCAAAGUAUUGUCAUCAUGCUAAUUGGGAACAAGUGUGAUUUGGGAAACCUUAGAGCAGUGCCAAUGGAAGAUGCAGAGGAGUUUGCACAAAGAGAGAACCUGUUCUUUAUGGAGACAUCAGCACUUGAGUCCACUAAUGUUGAAACUUGCUUUUUGACCAUUCUAACAGAGAUAUACCGGAUUCAUGCCAAGAAAUCACUCACUGCUAAUGAUGACGAUGAUAGUGGGGGUUCAGGUCUUCUUAAGGGAAGCAGAAUAAUUGUUCCCAACCAAGACAUGGAUCAUGGUGGAAAAAAAGGUGGUUGUUGCUAG
This is a messenger RNA of Sphenostylis stenocarpa, 666 nucleotides long. NCBI's taxonomy places the organism in Eukaryota, Viridiplantae, Streptophyta, Magnoliopsida, Fabales, Fabaceae. The record is from the annotation of a GenBank genome assembly.